AUUAUUAGGAAGAGCACUGUUUUGUCUCCGGCCCGUCGCAGCCCCACUGCCGUGCGCCGCCACCCUGCCGGCGCACCCGGCCCCUUCAGCGCGUUCGAGGCCGACGCGCGCCGACACCUGCCGCGUCACGCUCCGGCCAUUCCUGCCCCCUCACCAUUCUGCCGCCUCCACCGCAGCAGCCGCGGCGAUGCUACCCGCAUCCUCCUCCUCCCGCUUCUCGACCACAACAUCUCCGUCUCGCUGCCGACCUGAACAACGAGGCACACUCCAUUGUUGGCCAUGCUUGAUCUCCUCAUCCUGCUGCAGUGCUGCUGCCGUGGAAGGGAGGCCAGUGCGGGAACAACCCAGACUGCGAGCGCCUUCGCGCCGAGCUCCGCCGGAUGCCGCCGCCAAACGGCCGAGCCGUGCUGCUCUUUCGCAAUCCCGUGUGGCUGCUCUGCACUUCUUGAUGCAUUUUUGUUGACAUGGUUUGCGUUUCAUUCAAACUUAGAAUGCUUCUUAAUUUCUUUUCGUUGCAUUGAAAAUAUCCAGCGGUUUAUUGGUGUUUGGGCUAAUAAAUAGAUAAACUGUUCAC
Molecule: messenger RNA, 574 nt
Organism: Zea mays
Lineage: Eukaryota; Viridiplantae; Streptophyta; Magnoliopsida; Poales; Poaceae
Exons: 1
Coding region: 280-561 (93 amino acids)
Source: RefSeq, marked validated